AUGAACACACCAACAGAACAAUUUCCAAAGAAUGAUAACAUUCCUGAAUCUUCGCCUUGUCAUGAAGCCACGGUAAGUACUACAAAUAAGCCAGAUGACAGCGACUUGUUGAACCAUUCUGCAUUUCGAAGGGAUAGUGGUUCACGUUUGGCCACAAAAAAGGUUAAGAUCGCUGACCCUAAACAGAAUGUUGAGGGCGAUUCUGAUGAAGAAUAUUCAAUAUCACUACCUAAUACGUGUAAUAUUCCCGAGCUCGGUGAAUCAGUCUCUGCUGUUAAUUGUGGUCAAGCAAAUGACCAACAGGCAGCUUCUGCAGCUUCCAUCGAUCGCAAAAAGACGAAGGAGAAACAGAAAAAAGAACGUGAGAAAAAGAAAGAGGAGGAGACGUUAAAAAAGUAUCAGGUAGAGCAGGAAGCUAAACAAAAAAUAUCAGCGUAG
Molecule: messenger RNA, 438 nt
Organism: Trichobilharzia regenti
Lineage: Eukaryota; Metazoa; Platyhelminthes; Trematoda; Strigeidida; Schistosomatidae
Source: the annotation of a GenBank genome assembly